UAUCUGACGUGGCACCCGAACUCUAGCUUGUUUCUCCUCAGCUCCAAGUAAAUUCCAUUGUUUUGUUGUUGUUGUUCUACAAGGUCGAUCCCUCCUGUCCUUUGAAGGCAAACCAACAUGAACAACAACAACGAGAACGAAUUUGGUGCGGCGGAGAGGUUUGUAGCACCCGCAUUGGCUGCGGGUGGCCUCCCAGAAGCGUAUGUUCAGGUAGUCAUGGCAGUGCCCAUGAUUAACGAAAGGGCACUCUGGGAGAGCAUAUUCCAGUUUGUUGGAACCAUUGAUCAGGGUGCCAGUUCCAACCGAUUCUAUGGAGGGCGGGAACAUGACCGAUCCAUGUACAUGUCACUGACUGUCCAACACAAUCGUCCAUUCUUCCGGCCCCAUGAGAUUCAAGUGAAUGUGUCAUCCAGAGACCAAGGGUGGACAUCUGAAGAAGUGGGUCUCAGAAGCCACUGCAGUGCUGUUGAUCUUGUCCUCGGUCACCAUGAGCGCGACUACCCGGAAAACGUCGAAUGGGAAAACGCUCGUGGAAGGACCAAGGUCGUCCGGAACAUUGCGGCAGGCAAUGCCUGGGAGGAGACGGAGCGCACCUUCGAUGAACACUCUCAUAUUGUUGGAGCCAUGAGACAACAUCUACAGAGCAAUCCCCAGGAGACGGUUGGCAUUUACACUAUUGCUCAUUAUCCUGGCUGGAUGUGCAAAGUGCGAAAUGGAGCCCUUGUGGUCAAAUGGGCACCAAUUGUAGAGGAGAUUUGGAAUGAGGUCCAAAGCCGACACGAACAGGCCUCCCGCCGACCCCCCACCGAACACCCAAGAAAACGUUCACGAGUCGCGUGAAUUUGGAAGAAAGAGAAGGCGACAGGCCUCCAAAGGCAAGGACUCGGGCGUUGACAGUCCCACCGAACCCCCAAGAAAACGUUUAAAACGAGUCGAGUCGCGUGAAUUUGGAAGAAAGAGAA
Molecule: messenger RNA, 962 nt
Organism: Seminavis robusta
Lineage: Eukaryota; Bacillariophyta; Bacillariophyceae; Naviculales; Naviculaceae
Source: the annotation of a GenBank genome assembly